AGUGAACACCAAGGGUAAAAGCCAUCCCGAGUUAAACACGAGUGUUGAGCGACAUUCAAGUUUUCUUUGGAGUGAAUUGGUGAGAUUCUUUUUAUGUUACUAACAGUUAUUUUGAUUAUUUUUAUUAAUCUUUUUCUUUUCAUUAUGUCUCGAAAGUACACAAGAUCAAAUGAUUAUACAGUAGAUGACGAACGAGAUUUUUUAUCAAAUUCUCAAUUUCAAGAUUUCAGUCGAGAAUUGAGGAGUUUGCUCAAAGAAAGUCUCAACCCAAUCAUAAAGACGAUGGAUCGUAUAAUCGAAAAACGUUCUUGUUCACAAACACCUCCGCCGAAGAUCAGGGGCCAAAUCAAGAGGAGAGACGACACUCGACCCGUUCCUACAUCCAAUUGGAACGAAAGAUCUUACGAAGAGGAUUCCAAUUUCCGAAGCAAUGUCAAAAGUUCAACGAGAAGAGAGCCAAGAAAUUUUGCAUGUUUUAAUCCAGAAAGUCUAGCUCGUCUUCAAGAGUGUGUUGACAAUUUCGUCAAAGAAACACAAUUGCAAGAACAACUACAAAAAGAAAGUGUUUGCAAAAAUAAAGAAGUGAAAGUUGAAAACGACAUUGAGAGCAAUGAAAAUAAGAAAAUCGAUGUGAGAAAUGUUGGAGUCGAAAAUGAGAAUGAGAGUGAAAAUGAAGAAUUUGAAAAAGAAAUUGUUUGUGCAAAGGAGAAAGAGUGUAAAAUUUCAAUUUGCACUAACAACCUUAACCAUUCUUCUUCUAUUUUUGGAUCUUCAUUGUUGCAGGAGGACAAGACGAGUACUUCCAGAAACAUGAUAAACACAUCGCCAACCCUAUUGAUGAUCGAGCAUCGUCCAUGCUCUAGCAAUGUUUCAAAGAAGGACUUAAUGAAAAUUUCUAUUCCCAAGGAACUGGUACCCAAUGAUAUCAUCAAGUAUCAUCCAAGGUUUAAUCUUUCUAACUCUUUUGUUAUUGAUUUACCUACUAACUUUUAUUUACUAUUUGGAGGGACGAUACAAAAACGUGGAAUUGAUGUAUUGAGUUGCGAGGAUAAGUAUCUUUGCAAUCUUGAUAAGAAAUUGCCACUCUCCAAUUUGCAAAUAAACGAUUUGAAGGAAAAGCUAUCCCACCAUCCUCAUGAUGAUUCAAGGAAAUAUGAAGUUACCAAAUAUGAAGUCAAGAGGUUGACCAUUGGAGAAAGGUAUGAGGAUUCCAUCCAUCCUACAUCAAGAAGGUCUUCAAUGAGAAAUCAUUUCGAUUUGAGGACAAAUCGCCAAAAAGAAAGGGAGGAUGAUGUGAGCACGUUUAGGGCCGGUUUUCUCCAUGACGAAAACCCCUCAAGGACGUUCUACCUUAUUAACUCUAAGGGAGGAACACAAAGCUCAUGCUCCAUACUGGGCGGUUUUUGAGGAGGUUAUUUAACAUAUUUUCAUGGUACAAAACGACAACAAGGCUAUUAAAAUAUAGCACAAGUUGGAGCAGCGUAUUGAAGCUCUUAUCCAGCUCACUCUACGGCAAUUAAGGAUAUGUGGGAGACAACAUGUGAUGGGCAGCACUUGUUCUUGUUAUAACAGCACUAUACAUUAAAAUAACUUGUUAUUUUAAUCAUAUAGGAACACCAAGUGAUCAGCCCCAUGCUGGACGGUUUUUAAGGGAUUCUUUGAACACAAAUCCAGCACAUAACACGACCAUGUGUGUUGAUAAAGAAUGGAUAACGUUUUGGAAGCUUAUGGAGCAUUAAAGGAACACCAAAGAGUAUGCCCAUGAUGCACGGUUAAUGGAGCAUUAUUUUAAACACAUUUCCAGCACGUUCCAGCAUUUAAAGGAUUAAGAAUGGCUCACCCACCUAUUCAACAAUUCACGGCAGAAUAUGAGCAUUUGGGGAGAAUGAAUUUGGUUGGAAAUUCACCACCAGCCUUUUUCCUUGAUUAAACUAUUAUCUCCACUUGGGAAAAGAUGAAGACAAAUCCACGUGAGCUUUAUAUUGCAAAGCAUACAAGCCAAAGCACUUAAGGGAACAGCCCAUGUGCGUGAAAAGGAGGCACUAGACAUCCCAUGUGCGUGAAACACUCCAACAGCUCAUGUAUUAUUUAAUCAGCCAUGACUAGACCAUCACUCACAAAGAAGGCCACUACACGCCAAAUCACACUUGAAGACAACCAUGUGCGUGAAACACUCCAACAGCCCAUGUGCUCACUUAUCUCCACUUUGUUUAAUCUCCACUAGAUAUCUUUUAAUGAGAUUCGGCCAACACACUCCACCAACCAUAUGACCGAAAAUCAUGCAAGAAUUUGAGCUGAAAUUAUGUCUAAAGGAGUCCA
Molecule: messenger RNA, 2319 nt
Organism: Hibiscus syriacus
Lineage: Eukaryota; Viridiplantae; Streptophyta; Magnoliopsida; Malvales; Malvaceae
Exons: 2
Coding region: 94-1407 (437 amino acids)
Source: RefSeq, a predicted model, not a curated record